This is a messenger RNA of Ziziphus jujuba (common jujube), 7078 nucleotides long. Its product is annotated as disease resistance-like protein DSC1. NCBI's taxonomy places the organism in Eukaryota, Viridiplantae, Streptophyta, Magnoliopsida, Rosales, Rhamnaceae. The transcript is spliced from 7 exons. The coding region runs from base 2999 to 6820 and encodes 1273 amino acids. Gene Ontology annotation, biological process: defense response; signal transduction. The record is from RefSeq and is a predicted model, not a curated record. Gene Ontology annotation, molecular function: protein binding; ADP binding.
ACGCAAACAACAAGGGACUUAUGCAGUUGCAUUUGCUAUGCUUGAACAACAUUUCAGAGACAGGAUCCACAAGGUUCAGGAGUGGAGAGCUGCUUUGACGGAAGCAACCAAUCUUUCUGGUUUUGAUUCAUGGGUCAUCAGGAAACUGUGCCAGUUAAAGGAAUAUUUCUAGACAUGUUGAAGCUUGACAUAGAGCUGUAUUUGAGUCCUGGAGCCUUCUUAGAGAUGUAUAAUUUAAGUUGCUAAAAAUUUACAAUUCCUACUUCGUGGACAAGAGCAAGAUAUACUUUCCCCAAGGACUUCAGUUUCUUCCAGAUGCCUUAAGAUAUUUCCGUUGGGAUGGAUAUCGAUUCAAACUUUUGCCCUCUAAUUUUCUUCCGAGGAAUCUUGUUGAAUGUCAUAUGCGUAAUAGUCAGGUUAAGCAACUUUGGAGUGGAGUCCAGGUAUGCUUUAGUUUUGUUAUAUCAAGUACAUUCUGUCAAGUAAAUGCUUAUAUGUUUUUGUCAUUUCUUUUCUGUCAUAGAGUCUUCAUAACUUAAAAAAAGAUCAAUCUUAGCUACUUCAAGAACCUGACUCAAGUCCCAUCUUUCUUGGGCUCCGAAUCUGGAGAGUAUAGUUCUAGAACACUGCAUAAGUUUAUUUUGAGUUCCUUCAUGUUUUCAAAAUCUCAAUAAACUUGCUUUUCUGAACAUGAGAGGUUGUGGCAAGCUUUAAAAACUUCCAGAGAUUUCAGGGAAUAUUAAAUACUUAGAUUUAUGUGAAACUGCGGUAGAAAAGUUUCCUUCAUCAAUUUAGUCUCUUAACGAACUGGCAAAUUGAUGCUUGACAAAUGUAUGUGUCCUGCAAAUCUCCCAACCAGUACUUAUAAUCUGAAGUCCCUGAAAGGGCUUUCUCUAUAUGAAUGCACAUCCCUUGAUAAGUUUCCAGACCUUCCAAGGAGCAUAAUAUGGUUAAAUUUGAGUGGGACAGCAAUAGAAACAGUGUCCUUAUCAAUUGUCUCUCUUGUUUCCGUACAUUUGACAUGAGUUGUUGCAAAAGUGUAGAAAAUCUCUCAACCAGCAUUUGUCAAUUGAAAUCUCUUGAGCAUCUUUAUCUCUCUGGUUGCUCAAAAUUUCACAACUUCCCAGAAAUCUUAAAGCCUAUGGAGAGGCUAAGUUUCUUGGUUUACAUGGAACAGCUAUUAAAAUAAUACCUUCCUCCAUCGAAGAUCUAAUUAGUCUGAAUUAUUUAAAUUUGAGUAGGUGCAAAAACGUUGAGUUUAUCCCAAAUAAAAGCUAUAAUACGCAUGGUCUUCACCUUGAUCUUUCUGACUGUCCAAAAUUUAAAAGUUUCCUCCUGUUUACGGAAUGUGCUUUUUGGAAGAACUCAAUUUCAGUGAAUGUGAUAGACUACAACUUCCUGAUUGCAUUAGCUGCUUAUAUGCAUUGUGAGUUCUAAAACUAAGUGGAAGCAAUAUGGAGAGCUGAUCUACAAGUAUCAAGCAUCUUUCUCACCUAUCUCACCUAGACUUAACCGAAUGCAAGAAACCUUAAAUCUUUUACCAGAGCGUCCACCAUUUCUAGAACUGCUAGAAGCUGAUGAUUGCAUAUCACUGGAGACUGUCUCAAGUUCAAGGACUGAACUCACACAAGGUUGGUCUCGAUAUAAUCUUCCUAGGGAGGAAUUUAAAUACUGUAAUUGCCUCAAAUUGGAUCAGACUGCAAGAACCAACGUAAUGGCCGACGCACAGCUAAGAAUUCUGCAUUUAUGUAUAUAUGGUUUUUAUGCAAGGGCUUCUAUCAGUAUUUGUCAUUCAGGAAAUCAAAUUCCAGAGUGGUUCAACUAUCAAGCUGUGGGUUCUUUAAUAAAGAUAAAGCUUCCUAGGGGUUGGUAUAAUAGUAGCUUCUUGGGUUUUGCUGUGUCUGCUUUUGUCGGCUUUUUGGUGGACUUUCAUUUCUUCUGUAACUUGGAAUUUCAAUGUGAAUCUCAUUUUAAAACCAGCGAUGGUGAAAGCUAUAAAUGUGUCUGCACUCUGACCUCACAUUGGACUAUUCAAACCACAUAUUUCAGUGUUAUGAUUGCGAUUUCGGUCUUAAUCUUGUAAAAGAAAGAGAUGAUGCAUGUUGGCCCACCUCUUUUUUCUACGACGUUUCUGAGUUUGAGUUUGAGUCGUAUCCUACAAAUUAUGGUGACCAUUUGGAUGUGAAGAAAUGUAGGAUCCAACUGCUAUAUGCCCAAGAUGGAGAAAAAAUAACCAGAUGUGGAAUGCUACCAAAAGUAUGAAACCAGGGGAAUUACUGAAACUGAUCGCUCUUAUGAGGAAGAAGAAGAUGAUGAAAAAGAAUGGAGCCAAAAGCAUAGAUAUUAACAGAACAUGGGUUCUUUUUCUGAUCUCCCUGAUUGUAUGACCUGAAAUAGCAGUCUGUUGUAAACAGAUUGAGCUUGUGUACUACUAAUCCAAAUAAGGAUAUUAUUGACUGGCUUCGCUACAAAUUGAAAUGUAGAUACUGAGAGUGAAAAAAAAAAAAAAAAAGUUUAUGAAAGGUAUAGAUAUAACUGAGUCUAAUAUUUCAUUAGACUAACAUUUUUUUUAACAUGCUAGUAGGAUACAAUUAUGCCAGUUGGAUGCAGGUCUUCCACAUUGAGCGAACAAAGCAAAUAUGUAUAUGAGAAAAAUACCUCGUAGAAACCUCACAAUUUUCUUUCCCUCAUUGAAAACUUAUAUAUGUAAUAAUAUAUUUUGUCAUUUAUUUUAUUUUUGGUGAAUAAAAAUAUAAUUUAGUACGCGUAUUCAAGUAUUCACAAGAAAAAGUAUAUAUAUAUAUAUAUAUACACACACACUAUUAAUCUUAUUUAAAUAUGUAAUUCCUUCCUGCAAAAUGCCGGGAAACUAUGGGCAACAGAAAACUGCUUCUCUCUCAAAAGUCACAACUUUGACUUUUGUUUUGUCGAAGGGAGCUGCUCCAUUUUCUUAUCGACUUGAUCUUCGCCAUCUCUGCAUUUCCAUGUUUUUGACUUUAUGUGGGAGUGUGGUUUGAAGGAUCUGCUCAAAAUGGCUUCAUCUUCAUCCUCAUCUUCUUCUUCUAGUUCAUCUGCUAUGGUCAUUCAAGACAGGUACGAUGUGUUUCUUAGUUUCAGAGGUUAUGACACACGCACUAAUUUUGUCAGCCAUCUCCACGAUGCUUUACUUCGAAACCAAAUCCAGACCUACAUGGAUCACAGACUUCCUAGAGGAGAAGAUAUUUCACCUGCACUUUGCAGAGCAAUCCAGGAGUCUAAGAUUUCCCUGAUUGUUUUCUCGGAAAACUUUGCCUUUUCAACAUGGUGCUUGGAUGAGCUCGUCCACAUACUCCAAUGCAAAACAAGAAAUGGGCAGCUUGUUAUACCUGUUUUCUAUCAAGUUGACCCAUCACAUGUGCGGAAGCAAGAAGGGAUUUAUGCAGCGGCUUUUGCUAAGCAUGAAGAACGGUUCAGGGACAGGAUGAGCAAGGUUCAACACUGGAGGUUUGUUUUGACUGAAGCAGCCAAUCUCUCUGGUUGGGAUUCACAGGUCAUCAGGCCUGACUCCAAGUUGGUUGAUGCAAUUGUGAAAGACAUUUUGAGGAAAUUGAAUCAUAUAUCAUCAAGUGAUCUGAGGGGUCUGGUUGGAAUUGGAAAAAGGAUUGAGAAAAUCGAAUCAUUAUUGUGCAUUGACUCACUAGAUGUUUGCAUGGUAGGUGUUUGGGGUAUGGGUGGUAUUGGUAAAACCACCCUUGCUGGUGUUGUGUUUAACAGGCUCUAUUCUCAAUUUGAAGGUGGUUAUUUUCUUGCAAAUAUAAGGGAAGAAUCUGACAGACAUGGAUUAAAUCAUUUAGGGAAUAAACUUCUUUCCGGAUUAUUAGAGGAAGCCUAUCUUGAUAGGGGCACUCCAUUUGUGGUUUCAAAUUUUGUUAAGAAUCAACUCUGCCGUAAAAGGGUCCUAGUUGUUCUUGAUGAUGUGAAUAAUUCAAGCCAAUUAGAAUAUUUAGCUGGAGACCAUGAUCAAUUAGGUCCUGGAAGCAGAAUCAUCGUAACAACUAGAGAUAAACAAGUGCUUAGUGAUAGAGUUCAAGCAAUUUAUGAGGUUGAGAAAUUAGAUUGUGACGAAGCUCUUGAGCUCUUCCAUUUUAAGGCUCAGAGAAACAACUCUCUGGCAACUAACUAUAUAGAGAUGUCAAAUCAGGUGGUAGCUUAUGCAAAUGGUGUCCCAUUGGCUCUUAAAGUUUUGGGUUCUUUCCUUUGUUCCAAGAGCAAAGAAGAAUGGGAAAGUGAAUUAUGUAAACUGAAAGUAGUUCCUAACAUGGAAAUUCAGAAUGUUUUGAGACUUAGCUAUGAGGGACUGGAUGAUAGAGAGAAGGAGAUAUUUCUUGAUAUUGCUUGUUUCUUUAAAGGGGAUGAUAGAGAUGAUGUGCAAAGCAUACUAAAUGCUUGCGGUUUCUUUGCAGAUAUUGGAAUACGAGUUCUCAUUGAUAAAUCUCUUAUAACUAUCAUGGAUAAUAAACUAUGGAUGCAUGACUUGUUGCAAGAGAUGGGGAAGGAGAUUAUCCGUCAACAAUCCAUAAAAGAUCCCGGAAAUCGCAGUAGGUUGUGGAAUGAUGAUGUCUAUCACUUAUUGGAAAAUAAUACGGGAAGUGCAACAGUUGAAGGCAUAUCCCUAGACAUGUCUAAGCUCGACAAAGAUGUAUAUGCGAGUCCUGCCACCUUCUUAAAGAUGAAAAAUUUAAGAUUGCUCAAAAUUUAUAGUUCCUUCUCGAUGGACAAACACAAAAUACACUUUCCUCAAGGACUUCAGUUUCUUCCUGAUGCACUAAGAUAUCUCCAUUGGGAUGGAUAUCCCUUGAAAGGUUUUCCAUCAAAUUUUGUUGCAAUGAAUCUUGUUGAACUUCGUAUGCACAAAAGUCGGGCUAAAAAACUUUGGAGUGGAGUCCUGAAUCUUGAUAACAUGAAAAAGAUUGAUCUUAGUUACUCCAAGCAUCUUACUGAAAUCCCAGAUCUCUCUCGGGCUCCAAAUCUUGAGAGUUUAAAUCUGGACCACUGUAAAAGUUUGGUCCGAGUUCCUUCUUGUUUUCAAAAUCUUGACAAACUGGUUUUCCUGCGCAUGAGAAGUUGUCGAAAUCUUAAAACUCUUCCAGAGGUACCAGGGAAUAUGAAGUACAUUGAUUUCUGUAAGACUGCUGCAAAAAAACUUCCCUCAUCAAUUUGGUCUCUCAACCAACUUGAGACAUUGAUGCUUGACGACUGCAAGUAUCUUAAUUAUCUCCCAACCAAUGCUUGUAAACUAAAGUCCCUGAAAAGGCUUUCUCUAGUUUGUUGCCCAUCUCUUCAAAAGUUCCAAGACCUUCCAAGAAAUAUAACAUGGUUAGAUUUGAGCCAUACAGCGAUAGAAAUGGUUCCUUCAUCAAUUGAGUGUCUCUCUCAUCUUUUUAUAUUGGACAUGAGAUCUUGUGAAAGGCUUGAGGGUCUCCCAACCACUAUUUGUAAGUUGAAAUCUCUUAACCGUCUAUACCUUUCUCAUUGCUCAAAAUUCAAAAACUUCCCAGAAAUCUUGGAGCCCAUGGAGCAGUUACGGUAUCUUGAUUUAAGUAGAACAGCUAUUGAAGAAAUACCCUCCUCCAUUGAAAAUCUAAUUAGACUUGGGGAAUUAAGGUUGGAUAGGUGUCUAAACCUUGAGGUUGUUCCGAACAACAUCUACAAUAUACAACAUCUUCAACUUGGACUUUCUGGCUGUUCAAAAUUUAAUAAGUUUCCUCCCCUUUCUGGAACAUGUUCUUUGGAUGAACUAGAUUUUAGUGGCUGCAAUAGAUUACAAGUUCCUGAUGGUCUUGGCUGCUUAUCCUCAUUACGAAUUUUAAAUCUUAGUGGAAGUAAAAUUGAGAGCUUGCCUACAAGCAUCAAGUAUCUUUCUCAGCUGUCUCACCUUGACUUGAGCAAAUGUGAGAACCUAAAAUCUUUGCCAGGGCUUCCACCAUUUCUACAACUUCUAGAAGCACAUGACUGCACAUCAUUGGAGACUGUAUCAAUUUCAAGAACUGAACUCGUACAUGGUUUGCAUCAAUACUAUCUUCAUAUCGUUGAACUUAAAUACUGUAAUUGUCCAAAAUUGGAUCAUAACUCAAGAACCAACAUAAUGGUUGAUGCACAGCUUAGAAUUUUGCGUAUGGCAACCAUGUCAUCAUCGAUUCUUGGCAGGCUGUUUAACCGUAAUAAUUAUCAAGAAGCCUUAAUCUGUAUAUGUUAUCCGGGAAAUCAAAUUCCUGAGUGGUUCAGCUAUCAAAGUAUGGGAUCUUCAAUAGAUAUAAAGCUUCCUACAGGUUGGUAUAAUUCAAACUUUUUGGGUUUUGCUCUGUGUGCUGUUGUGCGUGCGAAAGUGGAGUAUUAUAGUGGCAGAGGCUUGGAAUUUCAAUGUGAUUCUAAUUUUAAAACCAACAAUGGUGAAAGCCGUCAGUGGAAAUGCACUUUGAGGAAAUCGGGCUGGAUUGUGAAGACAGAAAGCAAUGAACUGAAAUUGGAUGAUUCAGAUCACAUAUUUCAGUGGUAUAGUUGUAGCUUUGAUCUUGAUGUAGUAAAAGAAAAAAUUAAAGGAAAUUGGUCCACUUCUUUUUACAAUCAUGUCACUGAGGCCAAAUUUGAGUUCUAUCCUACACACUAUGAUGAACCCGUUGACUAUUUGGGUGUGAUGAAGUGUGGCAUCCGCCCGCUGUAUGCCCAAGUUGCAGAAAGACAUCAGCAGGAGUCUGAACCCAGGAAAGUACUGAAACGGUUAGCUUUGACAAGGAAGAAGAAGAAGAGAAAACACGUCCUAAGAGAAUUAGAGAAGAAAUAAUAAUUAUGAUUUUAAUCCUAUGGCUGCUCUUUUUGAUUUUCAUGCGAAGCUGAAAAUGAAUGUAAAGAAAAGUCAUAGACAAAAGCAGGUAAUGGAUUCUCUGGAUGGAUCUCAAUGUUUACGAUAGAAUUGAAUGCCCUGUUUUAAAUAGGUUGAGAAGGUGUACCAUCAAUGAAAGAUUGCAUGUAUUUUGAAAUAAAAACACUAUUCCUUCACUGUGUUUUUUCUACCUACUCAUCUGCAUUUUGCUAUUAACCA